Athalia rosae (coleseed sawfly) is the source of this 1470-nucleotide messenger RNA. Its product is annotated as eukaryotic initiation factor 4A-III. Bases 138 to 1349 code for a protein of 403 amino acids. Gene Ontology annotation, cellular component: catalytic step 2 spliceosome; nucleolus. NCBI's taxonomy places the organism in Eukaryota, Metazoa, Arthropoda, Insecta, Hymenoptera, Athaliidae. Gene Ontology annotation, molecular function: mRNA binding; ATP binding; RNA helicase activity. The record is from RefSeq and is a predicted model, not a curated record. The transcript has 4 exons.
GAGGUCAGAAAUAGCGGAAGUUGCCAUGAGGCGACGGUAUACUUUAGUCAGUUUCCGUUACUGGUUUUUUGACUCAAGUGUGCAAGGCACAAGGCCUCAAAACCACUGAAAUCAAAAUUCGAGGACGAACUGUCAAAAUGGCGGAGCCGAAGUCGCGCCGUGUUGCCCAAACAGAAGAUUUGUCUAACGUAGAGUUUGAAACCAGUGAAGAUGUCGAAGUUAUCCCAACGUUUGAUAAUAUGGGGCUUCGCGACGAACUCCUGCGAGGAAUUUAUGCCUAUGGAUUUGAAAAACCCUCGGCAAUCCAACAAAGAUCCAUUAAGCCCAUAAUGAAAGGAAGGGACGUAAUUGCCCAGGCUCAAUCUGGAACGGGUAAAACAGCCACUUUCUCAAUAGCGAUUCUACAGUCAUUAGACACGCAAGUUCGGGAGACCCAGGUACUCUGCUUGUCACCUACCCGUGAACUUGCAACCCAAAUCCAAAAAGUAAUCCUAGCUCUCGGCGAUUUUAUGAAUGUACAAUGCCAUGCCUGUAUCGGUGGAACCAAUCUUGGAGAAGAUAUCAGAAAAUUGGACUAUGGGCAACAUGUUGUCUCUGGAACCCCAGGACGAGUGUUCGACAUGAUAAAACGCAGAGUGCUCAGAACAAGGGCAAUAAAAAUGUUGGUUCUGGACGAGUCGGAUGAAAUGCUUAACAAAGGUUUCAAAGAACAAAUUUAUGAUGUAUAUCGCUACCUACCCCCUGCGACUCAGGUAGUGCUCGUUUCGGCAACUCUACCUCAUGAAAUUCUUGAAAUGACCAGCAAAUUCAUGACUGACCCCAUACGUAUUCUCGUCAAACGUGAUGAAUUGACGCUUGAAGGUAUCAAGCAGUUUUUUGUGGCAGUUGAACGUGAAGAAUGGAAAUUUGACACGCUGUGCGAUCUCUACGAUACUCUUACCAUAACACAGGCAGUAAUAUUCUGCAAUACUAAACGCAAAGUAGACUGGCUCACUGAGAAAAUGCGGGAGGCAAACUUCACAGUGUGUUCCAUGCACGGUGAUAUGCCACAAAAAGAGAGAGAUAACAUUAUGAAGGAGUUCAGAUCGGGUCAGAGUCGAGUUUUAAUCACGACAGACGUAUGGGCUAGAGGAAUCGAUGUACAACAAGUUUCUCUGGUAAUAAAUUAUGAUCUGCCCAAUAAUCGAGAGUUGUAUAUUCACCGCAUCGGACGUUCCGGUCGUUUUGGGCGAAAGGGAGUCUCGAUAAAUUUUGUAAAAACUGACGACAUUAGAAUUCUUCGUGACAUUGAACAAUACUAUUCUACGCAAAUCGAUGAGAUGCCAAUGAAUGUUGCAGAUUUAAUUUAAAUAGUAUAUUAUUCCAAGGGUAUUAUUUCGCCCAGCGAUGGAGCACUAAAUGUAUCUAUGAAACUAUUUUGUACCUGCAAAUGAAAAUUGCUAUCUCAAAUUAAAAUUAGUCGUAAAAUAA